GGGUGGGGGAACCUAGAACUUGAACCUCUAGAAACACCUACUGUGUGGUUUCUAUUGUGUGUUAGAGCUAAUGUUUAUGUAAGGCAAGCAUAAAAUUUGUUCCUGUAAAAAAAUAAAUGGGGGUUUGUUUGGGAUUAGUUAAUCCAAGAGUAGGUCUCAGGAAAUGGAUUCAUCAAGGUAGGAAUUGUAUGGUUCAAACAGAUUCCAUGAUGCAAAGAUUGUCAUCUGUUGACUUUCCUGCAGUAGUGCUCUAUGGGAAAAUGAGAGGAUCCUCAUUCCAGGCCACUCAUUUGUUGAUGAGUGUUAACUAACCUUAGGGCUAGUCUUGGGAACUCGGUGCACCCAACUGUGCAACUAGACUGGGGCUAAUCAGAUCGUGUUAAGUAUACUAACGGGAAAUACUUCUUGCUUCAUGAAAUACUACCUUUCAUGAAGAUACUCAGAGCUGUCUACUUAUCUGUCUGUCUACCUAGCUAUCUGCCUACCUGUAACCUAUCACAGCGAGUUUGAUUUGGCUGCAGAUCAUGUUUAGAAAUGUGUGAAUCCUGGUCUUCAAUCUUCCUACUUGUUGCUCCGCUGUUUUUCAAGAAGCAGCCGCUCCCCAUCUAUAUCCAGACUCAGAGGCUGGGAAACCAAACUUGAAACUUUACUGGAAAGAUGAAACCCGAUGAAACUCCUAUGUUUGACCCAAGUUUGCUCAAAGAAGUGGACUGGAGUCAGAAUACAGCUAUAUUUUCUCCAGCCAUUUCUCCAACGCAUCCUGGAGAAGGCUUGGUUUUGAGGCCUCUCUGUACUGCAGACUUAAAUAAAGGUUUUUUUAAGGUAUUGGGUCAGCUGACAGAGACUGGGGUCGUCAGCCCGGAACAGUUCAUGAAAUCUUUUGAGCAUAUGAAGAAGUCUGGAGAUUACUACGUUACAGUUGUGGAAGAUGUGACCCUAGGACAAAUUGUGGCUACAGCAACUCUGAUAAUAGAACAUAAAUUUAUCCAUUCAUGUGCUAAGAGAGGGAGAGUAGAAGAUGUCGUUGUAAGUGACGAGUGCAGAGGGAAGCAGCUCGGCAAACUGUUAUUAUCAACUCUUACUUUGCUAAGCAAGAAACUGAACUGUUAUAAGAUCACCCUUGAAUGUCUACCACAAAAUGUUGGUUUCUACAAAAAGUUUGACUAUACAGUAUCUGAAGAAAAUUACAUGUGUCGGAGGUUCCUAAAGUAAAAACCACCAUCAAGAGGUUAAUGCUACAAGGCUUAAUUAACUGUUUUAGAGUUCAUUUUUGUUCCCUAACUACUAGACUGAAAUAGGCUGUGGUGUGCCAGUGUAGUAACCUGGGAGGAUGCUGGGAAUACAGAUGAUCAUAAAGGGGGAGGAUUUUUAACCAAAGGAAUAUAUUUUCAACUUGAAUCUUUUCUUGCAUUGUAUUUUUCUAAAGUUUGUCUUCAUUUCUUGGUAGUCAAGAGUAUGGGUAGUAAACAUGUCUGCUCUAUGCUGCUCAUUUUUAAAUAUAUGUAUAUAUAUAUAUAUAUAUUGAAUAAGGGUGUUUCUUACCAUAAAAUUAUUUUUGUCUCAUACAUCUAAAUAGACUUAAGGUGCACCAGUUCUCAUUGGACACUUCUGUUAUCAUGACCACCAGAUACAUAUUUUCUGGUUGAUCCUAACCCUGCAGUCUUUUUAAAGCAACAAAAGAAAAAUGGGACAAGGUACAACAGCUUAAAUAACGAUUUACUAAGUGUAAAGUUUUGUGCAGAUACUGUACCACCUGCCAUCUGUCACAUGAUGUUAGAAUUAUCCAGGGUCCUUUUCAUCUGUCAAUGAGCAGCUCCCAGGGGAGCUGCUACCCUGGUUUCUGUACUGUUGACAGUUGAAGUCUUUGAGUCACAAAAAAAUGUGCAGUACUGCCUAAAUUUAGUACAGCUUUAAAAUGAUGGUAGCUUUUCUAUUUAAUGUGAUUAUAAUGGUACUAUUAAUCUGAUCCCUGUCCUGUCUGUUUUAUUUAAAUGAUUUUUAAAAAUAGAAUCACAUACUUUAUUAAUAGUGGUUCUAAUCUUUUGCAUUCCAUGUGAUUACAUUAAACUUGUUUAUAUGAAUCGUCUUUCAUGUUAGAAUCUUGUCUUGAUUUCUUUUUUGUCGAGACAGGGUGCCCAGGAUAUCCUGGAACCCCUCACACAUGUUCUAAGAACUGGUAUUCCAGGCAUGUAGCACCAUGAUCAGCUUCAGUCUAUGAGGUUAAGACCUGGCUCUUAACACCCUAGGUUUUUGUAUCUUCUGUACUUCAAUUGGACUUUGGAUUUUCCUGCAGUCAUUAGGGUGACUUUCAUUUUCAGAGUUCUUUAGUUCUGUAACCAUGACACAGCUUCAUUAGGUUUUAUCUAUGUUAAAGAAAGCCUUUUCCCCAAAGUAAAAUUUAGCACUUUAUUUUUUAGCAUUAAACUCUUGGGUAAGACAGUCUACGAUGUUACUAUUUCAAUAAAACCUAUGGAGUUGUGUUGAGGUUUUCUCUUAAAUCGUCUUACAGAAACAGUUGUAGUAUGUCACCAACUGAAACAGUUUUAAUAUUAUUAAAUGUUUACUCACCUUCAUCUGUGGGAGUAAAGCUGGGUUACUUCUACCCAGAAGACAAAGAAGUCUUGAGGCAUAAGGAAUAUGAAUGAGCUUCUCAAUCAUUGCAAGUACAAUGGCACAAGAGUUUUAAUACAACCACCAGUCUUCACAAAAUAAUUUUAAUACUUUGUGCCCAGGCUAGCAGCAUCUUGCACUGUGACAUUCCUAUACAUACAUAAGCAUUUUAUCUGAGUACAAAUGUUAAAAGUAGAAUAACGUAAGCAAUUGCCUAUACAGAGGUAAAUAGACACAUGUGUUACUGUUCUUGAGUCAUUUUUGCUGCAUAGUAAAUUGCAAUUACAUGUCAGUAUCAUGUUACUGAUUGAGAAACACUUUGAACUGUGAGGUAUGGUAGCUCCCUGUAAGAGAGCAGAACAUGUAAACCUGAAUAUUUUGAGUGGUUUUUUUUUUUAGCUGCCAUGGAUGGGAAAGACAAAAGAAUUAUCCAGCACUCAAGACUCUAGAAACUUAUUUUCCUAAUAAAAAUAAAUAAAUACAAUCCUUGAGUAAUUCUCAGCUAUUUCCUACUAUUUCCUCAUUGGAGUGUUGUUGAAUGGACAAAGAUACUGUAAAUACUGAAGUGAAGCUAUGCUUUAGGAUUGUGAAUUAAACCGGUUAUUAAAAAGAUCCACCAGGUAA
This is a messenger RNA of Mus caroli (Ryukyu mouse), 3234 nucleotides long. The record is from RefSeq and is a predicted model, not a curated record. NCBI's taxonomy places the organism in Eukaryota, Metazoa, Chordata, Mammalia, Rodentia, Muridae.